AUGGUCGCCAUUGAACGUCCUCGAAUCGCCUCCGCCCUACAGGCGGAUGGCUUCCAGACCGUCAAGCCGGAUCGCCUUUUCCGAAGAGCUUCGGUCAUCAGAUCUUGCAGUCUCAGCUCACAACACGAGUAUAGACCUGCAAGCAGAAAGUCUGUACAACGAGCCUUACGACAAGCAUCACAGGUUUGUGGCUUGGUUCGGCUGCAUCUGUCACUGCGAACAGUGGACGGAUCAGUCAAGUAUCGAGUUAAUUGUGGAUUCGACAAACUUGGUAACAAUGGACAUGAGCAAUUCUUCAGACCACAUGUCGAAAAUGAACGGUAG
Strongylus vulgaris is the source of this 324-nucleotide messenger RNA. The record is from the annotation of a GenBank genome assembly. NCBI's taxonomy places the organism in Eukaryota, Metazoa, Nematoda, Chromadorea, Rhabditida, Strongylidae.